Capsella rubella is the source of this 1165-nucleotide messenger RNA. RefSeq names its product putative F-box protein At1g53360. The transcript has a single exon. The record is from RefSeq and is a predicted model, not a curated record. Gene Ontology annotation, molecular function: protein binding. Lineage: Eukaryota; Viridiplantae; Streptophyta; Magnoliopsida; Brassicales; Brassicaceae. The coding region runs from base 1 to 1101 and encodes 366 amino acids.
AUGGAAAGUCAUCUGCCAGUUGACCUUGUUAUUGAUAUCUUGUCUAGAGUCUCUGCAAAGUCUAUAGAUAGGUUUCGUUGCGUAUCCAAAUUAUGGGAAUCCAUACUUGGCCAUCCUCAUUUUAAGGAGCUUUUCCUGACUCAGUCGUUAGCUCGUCCACGGCUCUUGUUCACCUUCAAAGCUAACGAAGAGUUAUUUGUUUUCUCUUCGCCUCAACCUCAAAAUCCACGUGAAAACUCUACUCUUGUAGCCACCCCUUAUAAGUGUUUUCCAAAAUAUUUCCCAACUGAUAGAUGUACCUCACACCGUAGACUGGUCUUUCUCCAGAGAGGGAAAACAGGGCGGGUGGUUUUUAACCCGGUUACGGGGGAGUCCAUAACCUUACCCAAAGUGAAAGCGACAGGUAUUAAAAUAAGCUAUCUUGGCUUUGAUCCCAUCAGCAAACAGUUCAAAGUGUUGUGUAUGACUCGGUCACGUUAUGGAACACCCGAUACUCAUCGGAUUUUGACAUUAAUGGAGACAGGAAAAGGACGUCAUCUAUGGAGGACGAUCCAAGACUCAAGAAAUUGCUAUGUUUUCACGGGUGAUCUUGGAAUAUGCAUAAAUGGUAUUUUGUAUUACAAUACCUAUAUUCUAGGUGGCUAUUUUAAGAUAGGUUGCUUCGACUUUAGGCUUGAGAAAUUCGGCUUUAUUAAAUAUGAUAAAGACAUGAAACCUUUGAUGUUAACUUUGUUCAACUACAAAGGUAAAUUAGGUGUACAUCAAAAGUUGAUGGGUGAAAGAAAAUCUAUCUUGUGGGUUCUAGAAGAAGAUGCUGCUGGAGAACAUAUAUGGUCCAAACAACGUAUAUGCAUACUACCAUCCAUUGUCUACCCCCACAAAUUUGUUGGGAUGACCGGUACUGGAGAGAUUGUCUUUUCGCCGCACACGUGCUGCUACCCUUUCUACCUUUUCUUCUACAAUAUCGAGAGCAGUACUGCUACAAGAAUCCAUUUUCAUGGAUUUGAAGAGCUUAAACAUCAUCCAACUUCCGUUCUGACCAGUUUAGACUUUGUAGAGGAUGUCCAAGCUAAGUGGGUUCAAACUUCAAAGUCUUCAUAACUUGAGACUUUACAUUUUGAUUUUCAAGCUCUUUAUGAUUUUCUUGUUCCUCUUUAAGAUUGUU